UCAACUGUAAAUCGGAGAGAUGCAGUGGAAAAUCCUUAAAAUUUUUGGGCAGAGCUCUCCAGGAUGUCCAUCUUAAUCCUUUGGCAAACGGCAUAAUAACCAAUUUGGUCACGAACCCGCGCAAGCUCAAUGGAUCAUCAGCUUCUCAAACUACUGAACAAGUUUACAAGUACAAGUAUUUUAAAGCAAAUCCAUCUUCAGAUUCUUAUUCGCGGUUUACAAAGCAACGCCUUUGUACUGCCAAAGCUCCUCUCUUUGUCUGCGCAACUCUUUUCACUUAAUUAUGCAAUUAACAUAUUCCAAAGCUCACAAUAUCUUAAUGUGGUCGCGUAUAAUACGAUCAUCAAAUGCUUUGUAGGAAAGAACCAUAAAGGUGCACUGAGUAUUUACAAUCAAAUGAAGGCACUAAUGGUCAUGCCUAACAGCUUCACUUUCACUUUUCUUUUGAGGUGUUUUGAAUCAUUUGAAGCAUUGAGAGAUGGAAUGUUAAUACAUGCUGAGAUUUUUAAGUUGGGUUAUGGUGCUAGCAUUUUUGUACAAAAUACUCUUUUGGAUUUCUAUGCGAGAUGUGGGGGGUAUUUCGAUUUUGCCAGUCAGGUGUUCGAGGAAAUGCCUGAGAGAGAUGUGGUUUCCUGGAAUUCAAUGAUCGGUGCUUAUAUGGCUCGUGGUGAGAUCGAGUCUGCAGUUCAGUUGUUUGAAUCAAUGAGUGAGAGAAACACAAUCACCUGGAAUUCUAUUGUUUCGGGGCUUUGCAAAGCUGGGAAUAUGGAUUUGGCUCUUUCAGUCUUUGAGAGAAUGCCAGAGAGGAAUGAGGUUUCGUGGAACUCCAUGAUUUCAGGAUACGUAAGGGUAUCUAAUAUGAAAGCUGCACAGUCGAUUUUUAAUCAGAUGCCUCGGAAAACUGUGGUUUCUUGGACAACCUUAAUAUCAGGAUACAGCAUGGCUGGAGAUAUUGAAUCUGCCAUCCACAUUUUCAAUAAGACGCCACUUAAAAAUGUGGUCUCUUGGAAUGCUAUGAUUGCAGGUUAUGUUCAUAACCACAUGUUUGAUCAAGCUCUUGCCAUAUUUUCAUAAUAUGCUUAUUGACGGCGAGUGCAAGCCUGAUCAAACAACCUUAAUUUGUGUACUCUCUGCAUGUUCUCAUUGGGGUCUCUUGAACAUGGGAAGUGGGUUGAUUCUUAUAUGAAAAGAAACAAGAUUGACUUGUCAAUUCCUUUAGGAAUGCUUUGAUAGAUAUGUUUGCAAAAUGUGGAGAUGUGUAUAACUCCACUAACAAUAUUUCACAGGGAUGGCUAGUAAAUGUAUAUUUUACAUGGACAACACUAAUUUUCAGGACUAGCUGUUAAUGGCAAGUGUAAGGAAGCUAUAACUCUCUUUGAUAGGAUGUCUUUAGAAGGAAUAAAACCAGAUGACAUCAUUUUCAUUGCUGUUCUGUCGGCUUGCACACAUGGAGGUUUGGUGGAAGAAGGUAAGAGGCUAUUUGAGCAGAUGGUGAAAGAGUUUGAUAUCAAACCCCGGAUUGAGCAUUAUGGUUGUAUGGUUGAUCUUCUUGGACGAGCAGGAAGGAUACAAGAAGCAGUCAGAUUUAUAGAUAGCAUGCAUUUGAAGCCAAAUUCUGUCAUCUGGGCUACUUUGCUUAGUUGUUGUAAGAUUUCAUGGAAAUGGAAAGUUGUUAGAAGAACUGACUCGAAAAAUUCUGGAUCAAGAGCCUUCAAAUCCAGGUUACUUGAUGCUGAUCUCGGAUUUGAGUGCAUCAAUGGGAAACUGGGAAGAUUCUUCACUAUACCGUGUUGCAAUGAAACAACGAGGAAUACAAAAAGUUCCUGGUUGUAGCUCAAUUCAAGUUGGAAACAGGGUCCAUGAGUUCCUGGCUAAAGACACCAGACAUGAACAAAGAAA
Messenger RNA from Carica papaya (papaya), 1899 nucleotides. The record is from RefSeq and is a predicted model, not a curated record. NCBI's taxonomy places the organism in Eukaryota, Viridiplantae, Streptophyta, Magnoliopsida, Brassicales, Caricaceae.